GAAAACUUGUUUGUGCGACCGGAGCGGAGGGCGAGCGCGCGGGAAGUUCGAGUGUCGGACCCCGGGAGCUCCGGCUGGCAUGAGCCUCUGGGUGGACAAAUACCGGCCCUGCUCCUUGGGACAGCUGGACUAUCACAAGGAGCAGGCGGCCCAGCUGCGCAACCUGGUGAGUCAGCGGGACGGGGCGGGGAGAGCCGGAGGAGGGGAGGCCUUCGCCCUCCCGCUUCAGAAGGUGCAGUGUGGUGACUUUCCUCAUCUGUUAGUCUAUGGACCAUCAGGUGCUGGAAAAAAGACAAGAAUUAUGUGUAUUCUACGUGAACUUUAUGGUGUGGGAGUGGAAAAAUUGAGAAUUGAACAUCAGACCAUCACAACUCCAUCUAAAAAGAAAAUUGAAAUUAGCACUAUUGCAAGCAAUUACCACCUUGAAGUUAAUCCCAGUGAUGCUGGAAAUAGUGACCGGGUAGUAAUUCAGGAGAUGUUGAAAACAGUGGCACAAUCACAGCAACUUGAAACAAACUCUCAAAAAGAUUUUAAAGUCGUGUUAUUGACAGAAGUUGACAAACUCACUAAAGAUGCUCAGCAUGCCUUGCGCAGAACCAUGGAAAAGUAUAUGUCCACCUGCAGGUUGAUCUUGUGUUGCAAUUCUACAUCAAAAGUGAUACCACCUAUUCGUAGUAGGUGCCUUGCAGUUCGUGUGCCUGCUCCCAGCAUUGAAGAUAUUUGCCAUGUGUUAUCUACUGUGUGCAAGAAGGAAGGUCUAAAUCUUCCUUCACAACUGGCUCAUAGACUUGCAGAGAAGUCCUGCAGAAAUCUCAGGAAAGCCCUGCUUAUGUGUGAAGCCUGCAGAGUGCAACAAUAUCCUUUUACUGCAGAUCAAGAAAUCCCUGAAACAGAUUGGGAGGUGUAUCUGAGGGAGACUGCCAAUGCUAUUGUCAGUCAGCAGACUCCACAGAGGCUCCUUGAAGUUCGUGGGAGACUCUAUGAGCUUCUAACUCAUUGUAUUCCUCCUGAAAUUAUAAUGAAGGGCCUUCUCUCAGAACUUUUACAUAAUUGUGAUGGACAACUGAAAGGGGAAGUGGCCCAGAUGGCAGCUUACUAUGAACAUCGUCUACAGCUGGGUAGCAAAGCCAUUUAUCACUUGGAAGCAUUUGUGGCCAAAUUUAUGGCACUUUAUAAGAAGUUCAUGGAGGAUGGAUUGGAAGGCAUGAUAUUCUGACAUCUAUCAGUAAUUCUUCCUAAUAUUUCUCAGUAUCAGCAUUUACAUUAAAUUUAUAUUGGAAGAGCUACAGGUGAAGAAACUGGAUCCAGGCAGUUGAGCGCAGACUGCCCUCAACUACAUUCAUAGCCACCAACCAAGAAAUAAGCCCUCAAUACUACCC
Molecule: messenger RNA, 1379 nt
Organism: Physeter macrocephalus (sperm whale)
Lineage: Eukaryota; Metazoa; Chordata; Mammalia; Artiodactyla; Physeteridae
Gene: RFC3
Product: replication factor C subunit 3
Exons: 10
Coding region: 80-1216 (378 amino acids)
Biological process (GO): DNA repair; DNA-templated DNA replication
Cellular component (GO): nucleus; DNA replication factor C complex
Molecular function (GO): DNA clamp loader activity; ATP hydrolysis activity; DNA binding
Source: RefSeq, a predicted model, not a curated record